GAGAGAGAGAGAGAGAGAGGUGUGAAGUGUUAGGUAAAGCUUUGCCUCUCAAGCUGUGUUCCAUUCAUUCAGUGUGCAUGGAACAGUCAGAAGAGGAAACAUUUUACGCGCAGACAUAAUGGACAUCAACUGUGGUUAGUGCGCUUCACUUUAACAUUAAAGGACACAUAUUUAAUCAGUCAAACAUUUCAGUAAAAUGUGGACAGUUCCGAAGCCCAAAUAUCGAACUGGUUCCUGCGACGAAGGGGAGAUAGCUGUGAACAUCGGCGGAGUCCGGGUGCUGCUGUUCGGGGACGUGUUGAACCGCUACCCGGAGAGCAGACUGACGGAGCUGCUCAACUGCUCAUCAACUCACAACUCUGAAGAAGUCAUCUCCUCUCUCUGUGACGACUUCGAUCCUUACAAAAAGGAGUUCUACUUCGACCGAGACCCCGAUGCCUUCAAGUGCAUCAUCGACGUCUACUACUUCGACGAGAUCCACAUCAAACCCGGCAUCUGCCCCAUCUGCUUCAUCAAGGAGAUGGAGUUCUGGAGGAUCGACCAAAGUGUUUUAGACGAAUGCUGCAGAAGUUACCUGAGCGAGAAGGAAGAAGAGCUGACUGAGAUCGCAGACAAAGUGAAAGUGCUCCUCUUGGAGGAUCUGGACGCGGACCGGUGCAUUACGCGCAGCCAGCGGUGCCAGAUGUUCCUCUGGAGGCUGAUGGAGAAACCCGGUUCCUCUCGGGCGGCACGCGUCAUCGCCAUCGCGUCCUUCCUCUCCGUGCUGGUGUCUGCGGUGGUUAUGUGCGUUGGGACGAUCCCGGAGCUCCAGGUGGAGGACUCCGAGGGGAAACUGUCGGAGCACCCGAUCCUGGAGGCGAUCGAGACCGCCUGCAUGCUGUGGUUCACCGCGGAGUACCUGCUGCGCCUCGCGUCCUCUCCGGACAAGCUCGGCUUCUUGCUCUCCUUCAUGAACAUCAUAGACUUCCUGGCCAUCGUGCCCUUCUACGUGGUGCUGUGUCUCACCCACCUCGGCACCACGUCCAUGUUGGAGCUCACUAACGUGCAGCAGGCGGUGCAGGCGCUCCGGAUCUUGCGGAUCGCGCGUGUUUUCAAGCUGGCGCGCCACUCCUCCGGGCUGCAGACGCUCACCUACGCGCUCAAGAAUAGCCUGAAGGAGCUGGGGCUGCUGCUCAUGUACAUGGGGGUGGGGAUCUUCGUGUUCUCGGCGCUGGCCUACACCCUGGAGCAGAGCCACCCGGAGACGCUGUUCAGGAGCAUCCCGCAGUCCUUCUGGUGGGCCAUUAUUACCAUGACGACGGUGGGAUACGGAGACAUCUACCCGAAGACAACGCUGGGGAAGUGCAACGCGGCCGUGAGCUUCCUGUGCGGGGUGAUCGCCAUCGCGUUGCCGAUCCACCCGAUCAUUAAUAACUUUGUGGUGUUCUACAACAAGCAGAGGGUGUUGGAGACCGCGGCGAAGCACGAGCUGGAGCUGAUGGAGCUCAAGUCUGGAGGGGACGCGCGCAAGAAGAGCACGAGUUAAAGUUUAGGGCGAGACUGUGCAGACGUUGACAUUUGGACACAGAGACUGUUUACGGGACAUUUGGACAGCUUCAUGCAAGUGAGACACCUGUACAUAUAGAGCCAUCACUGAGAUGUUGUCUUUAUACAGCUGUGUUGUUUCUGUCUCUGUUGCUGCUUAUUCCAUGGUGCAGUUAUUUCGUCCAAAACUCUUCUUGUUAUUGUGAAGGCUGUUGUUGUUAUUGAAUUAAAAGUUGUGCAUUAAAAAAAACUGUACAUACACUUGUGCAUAUGAAUCAUUAAAGCAUCAAUAGCUCAUAACUCAUGGACAAGGUGGAUAAAAACAAUACUUUUUUUCCCUUUGGAGGACAGUACAAAUCAUGUUGUAAUAUAUAUAAACAUUAAACAAAAGUCAACAAACCCUCCCAAACUUUAGGCUUCAUUGCCUUGGGGUUAUUUAAAUACUUUAUCUAAAAUUAGACUUGAUUUGACCAGACUCCUCUGGUUACUUUGUUCAAAUUAAAGUGAGAGAAAUCUGAAUUUGUGGAUUUUCAGGCCUCAGUGAAAAAAAUCUGAUGGCGUUUUAUAGCAUCUGUGUCAAAAUGUUUAGAAAUCUGAAAGCAUUUUAGCCAAUAAAAACAUUGUGACACCUGCA
This is a messenger RNA of Sebastes umbrosus (honeycomb rockfish), 2158 nucleotides long. RefSeq names its product potassium voltage-gated channel, subfamily F, member 1b (gene kcnf1b). The record is from RefSeq and is a predicted model, not a curated record. Gene Ontology annotation, biological process: protein homooligomerization; potassium ion transmembrane transport. Gene Ontology annotation, cellular component: membrane; voltage-gated potassium channel complex. The coding region runs from base 197 to 1525 and encodes 442 amino acids. Lineage: Eukaryota; Metazoa; Chordata; Actinopteri; Perciformes; Sebastidae. The transcript has a single exon. Gene Ontology annotation, molecular function: voltage-gated potassium channel activity.